AUGUCAAGUCCUGUUGAGAGAAUAGCAGAGAUCAACGAUGGAAAAGAGCUUUGGAAUAUUGUUGUUAGGAUUCACCACAGAUGGAAUGUUUUGUCCAACAACAAGGAACAUUUUGAAAUGAUCUUUGUUGACAAAUUGGGAGAUGAUAUUCAUGCUGUUGUUCCAGCACCACAUGCGUCGGUGUUCGCCGAAAAAUGCCUAUUAGGGCAUACUUAUACUCCGUGUGAAAUGAAUAUAUUUAUUUCAGAUGUCGUUGGAAUGGUGGAUAGUAUUGGUUUUGCACAGACUGAGUCGGGCGCAAAGAUGCAGCAAAUUAGCAUGAUGUUGCGUGACCACAGCAACAACAUGUUGAACUGUACACUGUGGGAAUCAUACACGGAUCAGUUCAUCAGGUUUUACAAAGUUAGGGUUGCUGCAUCACUCCCUACAGUUGUGUUGCUUCAGUAUGCCAAAGUGAAAGAACAAGGAAAGUAUCCUCUGUCUGUGACAAACACCUACAAUGUGACCCUUUUAUGUGUUGAUGUUGAUUUUCCUGUCAUGAAAGACUUUAUUGAUAGAAUGCCUGAGGAGAGCAGGAUAACCCUGUCUGAUCAACUCGGAGGGAAUUCCCAAUAUUCCUCCCAGAGUUCUGAAAAUCAACAGCUGACUCCUGUGCAAAAAUUAUUCUCAAAGGCUGUUGUUUUACCUAUUGCUGAGAUUAUUCAACUUACGGAUAUUACAUUUUGUGCUACUGUCGCUACAACAAAAUUAUUAGUCGCGUCUCCAUUUGGAUGGUACUAUCGUGCCUGUCAUAUGCGUCAAUCUAUAGCGCGUGGGGACAGCCCCCCAUUUGAGUGUGAAGCUGGUCAUGAAACCAUGGCUGAAGUCCUUAGGUAUAAGAUUGAGAUUGAGGUUACUCAUGGGGGUAAAAGCUGCAAUUUUGUCUUCUGGAACAGAGAAUGUGAAAUGCUUUUGGGUUUGUCUGCAUCCCAACUUCGUAACACUAUGAUUCAGGCUGGAAUUACUGAUCCAUUGGACUUCCCGUUAGCACUUGAUCAGUUGUUGAAGUUGGAAAUGGCUAUGAAGGUUAAGUGGCAUCCACGCUGGAAGAACUGUUCCGUCGUUAUGAUUAUAAAAAAUGAUCAUAUUAUCCAACAACUUAAGGAAAAGUGGGGAACAGAUGAGAUUAAAAAGAGUGUUGAUGAGGCUAAAACAGAUGCCAAUGAAGACUGUGAAUUGGUUACGCCUGAUGCUGUCACACCUGCUGGUAGGAGGCAUUUUCCUGCUGCAUCAAGUGAAUCCACUGAUUUGGACGGAUUACAUGAUGGAGAACUGUCAUCAAACAAGCUGAAGAAGAUAAUUAAAAUGGAGAAGAUUGAUUAG
Vicia villosa (hairy vetch) is the source of this 1362-nucleotide messenger RNA. RefSeq lists its product as uncharacterized. NCBI's taxonomy places the organism in Eukaryota, Viridiplantae, Streptophyta, Magnoliopsida, Fabales, Fabaceae. Bases 1 to 1362 code for a protein of 453 amino acids. The record is from RefSeq and is a predicted model, not a curated record. The transcript is spliced from 11 exons.